GGGAGCUGAAGGCGGGGAAAGAAGUCUGGGAGGGAGAGAAGGAGGCAGGGUAGCCGGGAAGGCGGCGAGCUGCUGCGGAGGAGUUGAGCCAGCGGAGGGGCUCCCGCUGUGCCAGGCGGGCAGUGCCAAAUCCUGGGAGCCCGAAGCUGGGGGGAGGGCCGGGGACAACCCGGCCCUGCCCCCUUCCUGAGCGAGGUGCCCAGCAACUUCUGAAGAAAGUUUGGCAUCGAUUGCCGCAGUGGUGUCCCCAAGGAUGGGCAGGGUCCCGCUGGCCUGGUGCUUGGUGCUGUGCUGCUGGGGGUGUGCGGCCCCUAAGGACAUACAAGCUGAGUCUGAUAGCCCAUUUAUGGGGAGCCCAGGGAACAUCACAGGUGCCCGAGGACUCAUGGGGACCCUUCGGUGUGAGCUCCAGGUUCAGGGGGAACCCCCUGAGGUGAGCUGGCUUCGUGAUGGACAUCUCCUAGAACUGGCGGACAACACCCAGACCCAGGUGCCUCUGGGCGAAGACUGGCAGGAUGACUGGAAAGUGAUCAGCCAACUCAGAAUCUCAUCCCUGCAGCUUGCGGAUGCAGGGCAGUACCAGUGUAGGGUGCACCUGAAAGGGCGAACCUUCGUGUCCCAGCCCGGCUAUGUAAGGCUGGAAGGCCUCCCUUAUUUCCUGGAGGAGCCAGAAGACAAAGCUGUGCCUGCCAACACCCCCUUCAACCUGAGCUGCUGGGCCCAAGGACCCCCAGAACCCGUGAACCUACUCUGGCUUCGGGAUGCUGUCCCCCUGGUCCCAGCCACAGGCCACAGCUCUCAGUACAACCUGCAUGCUCCAGGCCUGAACAAGACGUCUUCUUUCUCCUGUGAAGCCCAUAACGCCAAGGGGGUCACCACCUCGCGCACGGCCACCGUCACAGUGCUCCCCCAGCGACCCCGUGACCUCCACUUGGUUUCCCGCCAGCCCACGGAGCUAGAGGUGGCUUGGACCCCUGGCCUGAGUGGCAUCUACCCCCUCACCCACUGCAACCUGCAGGCUGUGAUGUCAGACGAUGGGGUGGGCAUCUGGCUGAGAGAGUCAGACCCUCCGGAGGAACCCCUCACCUUGCAAGUAUCUGUGCCCCCUCACCAGCUUCGGCUGGAAAAGCUUCAUCCUCACACCCCGUAUCAUAUCCGGGUAUCCUGCACCAGCAGCCAAGGUCCCUCUCCCUGGACCCACUGGUUUCCUGUGGAGACCCCGGAGGGAGUGCCCUUGGGUCCCCCUGAGAACGUUAGCGCCAUGCGGAAUGGGAGCCAGGCCCUCGUGCGUUGGCAGGAGCCAAGGGUGCCCCUGCAGGGCACCCUGCUAGGGUACCGGCUGGCAUAUCGAGGCCAGGACACCCCCGAGGUGCUUAUGGAUAUAGGGCUAAAGCGAGAGGUGACCCUGGAACUGCGGGGGCACAGGCCUGUGGCUAACCUGACCGUGUCUGUAGCAGCCUAUACCUCAGCUGGGGAUGGGCCCUGGAGCCUCCCUGUGCCCCUGGAGUCCUGGCGCCCAGGGCAAGGACAGCCAGUCCACCAGCUGGUGAGUGAACCCCCACCUCCUGCCUUCUCGUGGCCCUGGUGGUAUGUACUGCUGGGAGCAGUUGUGGCCGCUGCCUGUGUCCUCAUCUUGGCCCUCUUCCUUGUCCAUCGGCGGAAGAAGGAGACCCGCUAUGGUGAGGUGUUUGAGCCAACGGUGGAAAGAGGUGAACUGGUAGUCAGGUACCGUGUCCGCAAGUCCUACAGUCGCCGGACCACUGAAGCCACCUUGAACAGCCUGGGCAUCAGUGAAGAGCUGAAGGAGAAGCUACGAGACGUGAUGGUAGAUCGGCAUAAGGUGGCCCUGGGAAAGACCCUGGGAGAAGGAGAGUUUGGUGCUGUGAUGGAGGGCCAACUCAACCAGGAUGACUCUAUCCUCAAGGUGGCCGUGAAGACGAUGAAAAUUGCCAUCUGCACGCGGUCAGAGCUGGAGGACUUCCUGAGUGAAGCAGUCUGCAUGAAGGAAUUCGACCACCCCAAUGUCAUGAGGCUCAUUGGCGUCUGUUUCCAGGGAUCUGAUCGAGAGGGUUUCCCAGAACCUGUGGUCAUCUUACCUUUCAUGAAACAUGGGGACCUACACAGUUUCCUCCUCUAUUCCCGGCUUGGAGACCAGCCAGUGUUCCUGCCCACUCAGAUGCUGGUGAAGUUCAUGGCCGACAUUGCCAGUGGCAUGGAGUACCUGAGUACCAAGAGAUUCAUACACCGGGACCUGGCUGCCAGGAACUGCAUGCUGAACGAGAACAUGUCUGUGUGUGUGGCGGACUUCGGGCUCUCUAAGAAGAUCUACAAUGGGGACUACUACCGCCAAGGACGCAUUGCCAAGAUGCCAGUCAAGUGGAUUGCCAUCGAGAGUCUGGCAGAUCGAGUGUACACCAGCAAGAGUGAUGUGUGGUCCUUUGGCGUGACAAUGUGGGAGAUUGCCACCCGGGGCCAAACCCCCUAUCCAGGAGUGGAGAACAGUGAGAUUUACGACUACCUGCGCCAGGGGAAUCGCCUGAAGCAGCCUGUGGACUGUCUGGAUGGCUUGUAUGCCCUGAUGUCCCGGUGUUGGGAGUUGAACCCUCGAGACCGGCCAAAUUUUGCAGAGCUGCGAGAGGACCUGGAGAACACAUUGAAGGCUCUGCCCCCUGCUCAGGAGCCUGAUGAAAUCCUCUAUGUCAACAUGGACGAGGGUGGAGGUCACCUUGAAGCCCGUGGUGCUGCUGGAGGAGCUGACCCCCCAACCCAACCUGACCCGAAGGAUUCUUGUCACUGCCUUACUGCAGCUGAAGUUCAUUCUGCUGGACGUUAUGUCCUCUGUCCUUCUACAGCCCCUGGACCCACUCUGUCUGCUGACAGGGGCUCCCCAGCACCCCCAGGGCAGGAGGAUGGAGCCUGAGACAACUUUCCACCUGAGGCACCCUCUCAGGACCCAAGCUAGGCACUGCCACUGGGGGAACGUCAUCCCCCACUUUCCCAUACCUUCUCCCCAACCACAGCCUAAUCUUCCUACCCUUCCCACUUUCAUCCCAGAAUGAUGCGUCCUGUUUUCUGUGCCCUAACAUCCUAGCCAUAAAAGGAAGGGUUAGACUGCAAUUUUUAAGGGUCUUCCAGGCCUAACAUCCCAACAUUCUAGAUUCUAAGGUUUGAGUCUAGAUUCAAAGGUUUUAGUUUCAAAGCUAUAUUAGUCUUUGAUUCUGAGGACCAAAGAUUCCAAAGUUCCUAAGUCUAAAGUGCUAUACUCCCAGACAUGGAAGUUCCAAGGCCCAUUGUUCUAAGCCUCUGAGAUUCCCAGGCUCUUGAUUGUCUGGUUCUAAAAUUCCUGGCAAUGCUCCGGUUGUUUUAGGUUGCAUAGCUCUGAGUUUGAGUCUAGGAUCUAAGACUCUGUGGUUCGAGAUUUUUCUUUUUUCUCUAGAGCUCUGAGUUCUUCGAGUGGACGAUUCUAGAUUUUAAAAUUCUAAAGAUUCUAGCUGGGCGUGGUGGCAGCACGCCUUUCAUCCCAGCAGAGGCAGGCGGAUCUCUGUGAGUUCGAGGCCAACCUGGUCUACAUAGUGAGUUCCAGGACAGCUGGGGCUACGGGGAGACCCUGUCUCAAAAAGAUAAAAAAAAAAAAUUCUAAAGAUUCUAUAAUCCUAAAGCCUGCUGUUCUAAAAUUCGACAGUCUUGGGCUCUUCAUGUUGUAAAAAUCUAGAUUAUAAUAUUUCAAUUUUUGUGUUCUUACGUUCUAAGAUUCCAGUUAUGGUUAGUUUCUGAGGCUUUAUGAUCGAAGAUUCUCUUGUAUAAAAUCCUGGAUCUCAAGUAAUAAGAUUCUAGAAUCUGUAAUUUAAAGAUCCUAAGGGUCUGGAGAUGGAGUUUCUAAGGUUUAACAUUCUAAGUUGUGAUCAUCUAAAACAGUCCAACAUUCUAGAUGGUCUAAGGCUCCAAAUUAUUUGCUCCAAGAUUCUAGAUUAUUAAACUCUGAGAUUUCAAUGUUGGCCUGCUCUAUGUCUCAGGCACUGUAAGAUUCUAUGGGUCCAAGAUUCUGGGUCCUAAGCAUCUAUGUUGUAAGACGUUCACAGUUAGUUGUGACUAACUAGACACCAAAGUUCUAAUCAUUUCUAAUGUUGGACACCUCUAGGUUCUAUGCUGCAUUCUGCCUUUCUAGCACUAUAACUAAAGGUCCAAGAAUACACAUUUCUAAAAAUCUUAAGGUUCUAUGCACUUUAAGAAUCAAACUCUAAGUGUCUAAGAUUCUGAAGGUCUACAGGUCUAGAAUAUUAGGUAGGGUGCAAAGUUCAAGCCCUGUAGCUUUUCUUCUACAUGCCCUUCCCUUUCUCAGUCACUUACACUUCCUCCCCCCUCACGUGGGCUGCCCCCACCUUAAGCCUGUGCAAUGCAUGGGAGGGGUACCUCCUUUCCCCCAGGGGAUGGACCAUCUCCCUCCUUUUGGGCCAUGCUGCCCCCUUGAGCCAGUUCCUCAAUCCCAUCUACAGAGUGUGGACUCUGGUGCCUCCAGAGAGGCUCAGGUCACAUAAAACUUUUGUCAAUCACUA
Messenger RNA from Nannospalax galili (Upper Galilee mountains blind mole rat), 4553 nucleotides. It is a transcript of the gene Axl, whose product is annotated as AXL receptor tyrosine kinase. The coding region runs from base 254 to 2920 and encodes 888 amino acids. Gene Ontology annotation, cellular component: signaling receptor complex. Lineage: Eukaryota; Metazoa; Chordata; Mammalia; Rodentia; Spalacidae. Gene Ontology annotation, molecular function: transmembrane receptor protein tyrosine kinase activity; protein binding; ATP binding. Gene Ontology annotation, biological process: phagocytosis; protein phosphorylation; natural killer cell differentiation. The record is from RefSeq and is a predicted model, not a curated record. The transcript is spliced from 20 exons.